Cherax quadricarinatus is the source of this 1260-nucleotide messenger RNA. The record is from RefSeq and is a predicted model, not a curated record. Lineage: Eukaryota; Metazoa; Arthropoda; Malacostraca; Decapoda; Parastacidae.
GGUCCAGGUACAGGUACAGGUUCAGGUCCAGGUACAGGUCCAGGUCCAGGUACAGGUCCAGGUCCAGGUCCAGGUACAGUUUCAGGUUCAGGUUCAGGUUCGGGUCCAGGUCAAGGUACAGGUACAGGUUCAGGUUCAGGUUCAGGUUCAGGUCCAGGUACAGGUACAGGUCCAGGUACAGGUCCAGGUACAGGUCCAGGUACAGGUACAGGUCCAGGUCCAGGUACAGGUCCAGGUACAGGUUCAGGUCCAGGUCCAGGUCCAGGUCCAGGUCCAGGUCCAGGUACAGGUCCAGGUCCAGGUACAGGUCCAGGUACAGGUCCAGGUACAGGUCCAGGUACAGGUACAGGUACAGGUCCAGGUCCAGGUACAGGUACAGGUCCAGGUCAAGGUACAGGUACAGGUACAGGUCCAAGUCCAGGUACAGGUACAGGUUCAGGUCCAGGUCCAGGUACAGGUCCAGGUCCAGGUCCAGGUCCAGGUACAGGUCCAGGUCCAGGUCCAGGUACAGGUACAGGUCCAGGUACAGGUUUCAGGUCAGGGCCAGGUACAGGUCCAGGUACAGGUCCAGGUCCAGGUACAGGUACAGGUACAGGUUCAGGUACAGGUCCAGGUACAGGCACAGGUCCAGGUCCAGGUACAGGUACAGGUCCAGGUCCAGGUACAGGUCCAGGUCCAGGUACAGGUACAGGUACAGGUCCAGGUACAGGUACAGGUACAGGUACAGGUUCAGGUCCAGGUACAGGUCCAGGUCCAGGUACAGGUACAGGUAAAGGUCCAGGUACAGGUACAGGUACAGGUACAGGUUCAGGUCCAGGUACAGGUCCAGGUCCAGGUACAGGUACAGGUUCAGGUCCAGGUACAGGUCCAGGUCCAGGUACAGGUCCAGGUCCAGGUCCAGAGUUGAAAGAUCAACCAACAUUGAAAAGAUUCAACGCACAGAGUGAGAAAUAUUCAACGCAACAGAGUGAGAAUAUUCAACACAACAGAAGUAAAGAAAGAUUCCAACGCAACAGAGUGAGAAAAUCAACGCAACAGAGUGAGAAAGAUUCAACGCAUAACAGAGUGAGAAAGAUUCAACGCAACAGAAUUGAUAAAGAUUCAACACAACAGGAUGAGAAGAUUAAACUGCAACAGAGUGAGAAAGAUUCAGCACAACAGGGUGAGAAAGAUUCAAUGCCACAGAGUGAUAAAGAUUCAACGCAACAGAUUGAGAAAAGUCAACGCAACAGAGGAGAAAGAUUCAACGCAACAGAGUAA